AUGGCCGCUUCCGGCGGUUUGCCGCUUAACCCUUUCAACGGAGUCAACGGAGUCAACCCUCUCUCUGACGCGCUCCGCGCUCGGCCGCCUGCGGCCCUCUCCUGCUCGCUCUCCCAAGGGCUGUCGCUCUCGCUGCUCUCGUCUCUCUCUGCCACGUGGCAGCACGGCAAGCACCGCCUUAGAGCCAGUGCAUCGGACGCAUCUCAGCCGUUGGAAGAACCAUCACAGAAGAAAGGUCAAUCUGGGUCGUUGCUGGAGAGGUUCCCCCUCAAGGCAGCGGUGACGGCGAGUGGGCUGGCGCUGACAGGUGAUACGAUAGCACAGCUGGUGGAGCGAUACCGACGCCGGCAGGCCAAAGAGAUUGAAAUAGAGGCGGCGUCGCCCUGCUGCAGAAAGAGACUACGGGGAGUGGCGGACAAGGAGCUGUGGAAGCAUGAUUUCGUCCAAGCUCUGCGCAUGGCAUCCUAUGGCUUCCUGCUCUACGGCCUGCUUAUGCCUGGGUGGUUGAUUCGGGCCUUCCCCUUCCUCCCCACGCAUCUCGCCCUCUUUCCCCGUGCUUCCCCCCUUCCCCAUCAGCUGCGAGGAGUGGCGGACAAGGAGCUAUGGCAGCACGAUUUUAUCCGCGCUCUGCGCAUGGCGUCAUAUGGCUUCCUGCUCUACGGCCCCGGCAGCUACGUGUGGUAUCAGUGCCUCGACCGCAUGCUGCCUGCUCCCACGCUGACAAACUUUGUGCUCAAGGUGACAGCGAAUCAGGUGGUGCUGGGACCGUGUGUGCUGCUGGUGGUAUUCGCAUGGAACAUGGCGUGGAUGGGCAAGGCCAAAGACAUUCCUGACAAAUACCGCAGGGAUUUCUUCCCUGCGCUUGUUGAUGGUAAGCUAUAG
Messenger RNA from Closterium sp. Naga37s-1, 882 nucleotides. The record is from the annotation of a GenBank genome assembly. NCBI's taxonomy places the organism in Eukaryota, Viridiplantae, Streptophyta, Zygnematophyceae, Desmidiales, Closteriaceae.